CUUCGUGUACAAGGCUUGUAAAGCGGAAGUGCACUGGGAGAAACAGACAGGCCAUUUUAUUCAGUAUUGAACUCCAAGCAUUAAUGAUAAGGCUGAAUUAGGGCAGUUUUCCAGAAAGGAUGGCACCAUCGUCACAAGUGGUUUGUAAGCUGGCUGUCAAGAUGAAUGGUAUGUCAGCAUCCAUAUGCUGGUAUGAGGAGUUGGGGAGCAGAGGCUGUUACAGCCUUAGUGAAAGCAGCGCUUAUGUUCAAAUAUGACCCACCGCUGCAUGGCAACCUUAAGCUGCAGUCUACCAUCAUGGUGCCGCUCCAGGAGUUGUCCGUGAUCAACCAGGGCGACGUCAGACAGAAACAGCUGGACUGUGUCCAUCAGAUCCUUCACAACAAUGGUGACACCCUGUCUCACGGCUGGCCUCUCAUCCUGGGUGUCAUCGGCGCCGUCAACAACCAGCAGGGGGAAAAGCUGGUUCAGAUGGCAUUCCAGUCGCUCCAACUCGUGGUGACGGACUUCCUACCCAUAAUCCCCAGCAUCUAUCUGCAGGUGUGUGUGGACGUUGCCGCUAAGUUCGGUCUGCAGAACCAGGAACUCAACGUCAGCCUCACUGCCAUCGGGCUGCUGUGGAACAUCUCAGACUUCUUCUAUCAGAACCGGCAGCGAAUCAAGCAGGAACUGGAUGAGAACCUGUCGGAGUCAGAACGCAAUAAGCUCGGGAUGCUGCCAUUUGAUGCCCUAUGGAUGUGCUUGUUCUCCAAGCUGGGCGACCUGUGCGUGGACCCCAGACCAGCAGUACGCAAGAGCGCUGGCCAGACUCUCUUCUCGACAAUCUCAGCCCAUGGUGCCUUACUUCAGCAAGAGACGUGGAAGAAAGUGUUGUGGCAGGUGCUGUUCCCCCUGCUAGAGAGGGUGCAGAAGUUCUCGAGCAGCGCAUCAACUAUAAAGGAUGAGUUGUCAACCGGCAACAUCCUCAUCCACCACUCGCGUGACACCGCGGAGAAGCAGUGGGCGGAGACGGGCGUCCUCACUCUCGCCGGAGUAGCCAGGACCUUCAACUCCAAGAGGAAAAUAUUGCAACAACUUGGUGACUUCCCCCGAGCCUGGUCCCUACUGCUGGACCACAUAGAAUCCGCAGCAAUGUGCCCCAACGCCGAGGUCUCCCUGGCAGCCCUGAAGAGCUUCCAGGAGAUCCUGAUAAACAGAGAUCCAUCCAAACCCGAGGAUCUCCAGGACCUGACCUCAGACUUCAUCCAGCCUCCUCUGGAGGAGGUCAUCAACCGAACUGGUGAUGUCAAAUCACAUGCCCACACCAAAAACCCAGAAAACACAACCGAAUCAGAAAGUGAUCUGUCUCUCUGGAUGGCCGCCUGGAAGGUCUGGCUAAAUAUAGGUCAGAUCGCAACACAGCCGCCGGAAAACGUGGACAAGUCACAAAAAGUUUACGUCCCUUCUCAACAUUUCCUGACGGCUCUUCUUCAAACGUUUCCAGCUCUUUUCAUGCACAUCAAAAUCCGUUUUGUAACUGCUGACUUACACAAGUUGUCGACAGUGUUGCGACGGGCGCUGUCAGUGCCUGUGCAGGGGGAGGCCUCGCCGUUCAUUAUCCCGACAUAUCCUGACGUCAUCAUUACACCACUACAAGAAACUGCCCUUCAAGUGGUCGAUGUUCUCAUUAGGACUGUGAAGACCGGCCCCGACUCGAUGCAGUCCAUGUACCCGGACAUCUUCAACCAGCUGCUGACCUUCAUCCAGUAUGGAGUCCGAGCACCCAAAUAUGGCGGCAUGGAAACAAAAGCUUUUGGCACAGUCAAGGGUCCACAGGUUGACUGGGUAACGAUGAACUUUGUUCCCUUCUCUGAAAAAGCUGUGGAAAUGGUGGUGGACCUGUAUCGACAGAACGCCAAACACCCAGCCGUCAUCAACGCCCAUGUUCUCCAGAACAUCAUCAAGACAUUCCGCCUGCCCCUUGGGUUGAAGUACAGCUGCCCCGCCCCAUCAACAUGGAUGCUGGUCAUCAACUCCCUCUUCACCAUCCUCAACAUUGGACUCCCCGUUGCCAGGAAACACGAUGCUGCCUUUACUGGGAUGUGGGAGGAUCUGUCGGGGGCAUUUGAGGACUUCCUCUUCUCUAAAAACCCAUCACCACCCACACUGUCGGUCGAGGACUUUCAGCGGGACGAAGCCAUUGAUUGCAAGGUGGUGCAGCUGAUCCGAGACGACAUCCUCCCUUACGCCAACAGCAUGCCACAAGACUUCGUCGUGAAGGUCAUGGACAUCCUCAACAAGGGGUCAAUUCAUUCUGCUACAUCUGAUACUUUCAUAGAUACAGAAUCUAGUCGUAAGCUGCGAGAGGAUUUUGCCAAGACUUGUUUUGAAACCCUUCUCCAGUUCUCCUUCGUCAACAAGAAGUCCGAGUCCGAGGAAGGGUCCAUCACAAAGCUGGCUGUUCUGUCUCUACUACAGAGGUGUCAGGAGGUCGUCAAGAAGUACGUAGAGGAUGAGAGGCUCAGCGGGAAGUGUCCUUUACCCAGGCCAAGACUAGCGGAGAUGUCCUCGGUUCUCAAGGCCAUCACAACAUUGCUCCAGUCUCUCAAGAGGGCUCCAGUCAAAAACAUAGAGGGCAGCGUAUGGCAGCAGGUGAUUCAGUUGUUCCCUUCUCUGGUGGAGUGUACCACCUCGUCCUCCCCACAGGUGUGCAAGGCUCUGAAGGAGGCGCUACACAAGUACCGGGACCUGCUGGCUCCUCCGAACCCCACCGUCCAUAAUGGAAUGUACCAGAAAUAGUGUCACAGUGUCCUAGUGAUGUCUGUAAGAUCUUGUGCCCCUUGACCGAUACAGUUUCAGUCAGAUGUUGAGUCAACAAACCAACUUUUAUAUUGUCUAAAAACAGAAACAAACAGAAAUAAAUCUAUUUCAUGACUGAAAAAUUACUUGCGGUUUGUAAUGUGGAGGUAAUGAUCGAUUGAGUCACAUGCUUUUCUUUAUUUUCUUUGAUUCACAAAUUUACAAGUGUUCUUUGCAUUUGAUAGACAAUUUGGAUAUUAAAGGACCAUAAGCAGAAGCAAAUAUUCAAUUGAUUCAGCAAGCAAAUCUUCUUGGUAUAAGAUCCUUUGGAUUAGUAAGAAUUGAAGUGUUUCAAUCAACAUGUUUUCUGAUCCUGCGAAACUUAUGAAUGAAGAUGACUCAACCUUAUGUUAGAGCAAGGGUAAUCAUCAUAAGACUCUACUGAACUGUUCCGUCAUGGUUCCAAGACAACUGUAACCUAAUCAACUGUCUUUCAUAACUGUAUGACCUUCAAAAUGUACUGCUAGACAAACUUAAGAAAACAGUUUUGGACAGUAUGCGUUUCAAGUGCAAUGGAAGAAUGCAUUUCAUAAAACAGGGCUGCCCGGUGCAUGCCGUGUUCAUGCAGUGUUGACUGAUCCAUAAGCGAGUGGGGUGGUGUGGGGUGUGUGUGUGUUUGGGGUUGGAUAGCCUAGAGGUUAAAGCGUUCGUCACACCGAAGACCCUGGUUCGAUUCCCCACAUGAGUAGUGUGUGAA
This is a messenger RNA of Haliotis rubra (blacklip abalone), 3535 nucleotides long. RefSeq names its product protein MON2 homolog. The record is from RefSeq and is a predicted model, not a curated record. NCBI's taxonomy places the organism in Eukaryota, Metazoa, Mollusca, Gastropoda, Lepetellida, Haliotidae.